Molecule: messenger RNA, 797 nt
Organism: Amphimedon queenslandica
Lineage: Eukaryota; Metazoa; Porifera; Demospongiae; Haplosclerida; Niphatidae
Product: coiled-coil domain-containing protein 146-like
Exons: 6
Coding region: 126-797 (223 amino acids)
Cellular component (GO): cytoskeleton
Source: RefSeq, a predicted model, not a curated record
GGAUCAUUGCAGUAAUUGCAUUGUUGCAGUUUACUUAAAAUAUGCUAGACUCAAGAGAGAGAUUAAGAUUAAUCGUGAUCAGUUACCAGAGAAAGAAGAACUGGAGAGAGAACUAACAUUACACCAUGCUUUGUCAGUAUUAUGAGCAAGUGGUUCAGAGCAGGAAUGACACUGGACUCCAGCUAAUAGAGAGGAAUGAAGAAGUCUGUGUCUUCCAUGAGAAGAUUAAUGUACAAGCUACAAUAACACAGCAGGGGAUUGCUAAGCUAGCUGAAAAAGAGGAAGAAGUGCAGUUCCUUAAAAUGGAGCUUGCUAGACUCCAGAGAGAGAUUAAGAUUAAUCGUGAUCAGUUACCAGAGAAAGAAGAACUGGAGAGAGAACUAACACUACACCAGAACAUGUUAUUAUCAACAAAGGAGUCAUUGAAGUGUUUGGAGGAGGAGAUGUGUGAUGCCAGGAACCCAGAGAGGGUUAGACUAUUAGCAGGAAAGGAUCCAUCCUGUAAGGAACUAAGAGAAAGAGUACAGAAGCUUCAGGAUCAACUAUCUGAGCGUGAACAUCAACUGCUAGAGAAGGAGCUGCUAAUGGAACAGAUCCAGAGGUUGCUAGGCAGAACACAAAAGAAAGUAGAAGCAAGGAAAGAAACUACAUUCCAGGUUGGAACAAAAGGGAAUCACUAUCAGUCCAAACUGAGGGAACUGACUAAGAAGAUAAGGUCAAAUAUAUCAGAACUAUCAGUACAACAAGUGAGGAGGGAGAAGGAGAAAGGAGAGAGAAAAACAUACUCUAAAUUAUAG